AUGGUUGGGGAGAGAGAAAACCAGCCCCAUCGCAGUGCCGGGAUUCAGAGGGCCCUUGACGGAUUUCGUCAGUGUCAUUUGGGGGCUGAUCUCGAUGUCGACUCAAUGCGUUAUCAUGGUCCAAUGGCGGCCUUGACCCGCUUCGUUAGUCGCAGCGCUCUGAUUUGUCCACAGCCUACGGUUACACAGCUAGGUGGCCGGGCAGCUGGCACUCGCCGGGGUCCUCCGUUGACGACGCGGUGGCGGGCGGGAUUUCGGUAA
Molecule: messenger RNA, 261 nt
Organism: Soboliphyme baturini
Lineage: Eukaryota; Metazoa; Nematoda; Enoplea; Dioctophymatida; Soboliphymatidae
Source: the annotation of a GenBank genome assembly